GUCUCUAAUUAUGAAUUUAUAUAUGCAUUUUGAAAUCGCGUAAAUACAUUAUAGGGUAAAAAAUUAUAUCACAUAAACAGAUUUUAAUUUACUCUAUUACGACAUAUAAGUUCAUACGGGUCGCGAAGGCGUUCUGUGAAAUCAAACUGUGUAAAAACAUCAGAAGGAAACCGGAUCUAGUCAUUCUAUAUUACAAAUUACGAGAAGCAGGUUGACGAUGUCGAGAUUUCUUGCAAGAAAACUUCUGGGAUGCGGGAACGUCUUAAAAAAAGUCUCUCAGGUCGGCGUUGUGCCCCUUAGGCAUUUAAAUCUCCUGGAAUAUCAAAGUAAAAUGCUUCUAAAAGACAGUGGUGUAUCUGUGCAAAAUUUUACAAUGAUUGACGACGUCAACAAGGCUGGUUCUGUUUUGGAUAAAUUCAAAGCUGAUGAAUAUGUUGUUAAGGCACAGGUGUUGGCUGGUGGGCGUGGUAAGGGUUGGUUUGACAAUGGAUUCAAGGGUGGUGUACAUAUUACAAAAGAUCCAAAGCAGGUACUUGACAUAGUGAAAAAAAUGUUUGGACACCGUCUAAUCACUAAACAAACUUCAAAUGAUGGUAUAUUAGUUCAGAAAAUUAUGGUAGCUGAGUCCGUGGAUAUUGCCCGGGAGACGUAUCUGUGUCUGCUUAUGGACAGGCAGCAUAAUGGCCCUGUGCUUGUCGCAUCGCCAGCUGGUGGUAUGGAUAUUGAAGCAGUUGCUGAAGAGACACCGGAAUUGAUAAAAGCUAUACCAUUGGAUAUUUAUUAUGGCAUUGAUGAUGAGAUUGCUAAGGAGGUAGCAAAUUUCUUGGGCUUCAAAGAGAAAGAUAUUCAGGAGAAAGCUAUUUCUGAAAUCAAAAAUCUUUGGAGAUUGUUUGUAGACAUAGAUGCGCUUCAAGUUGAAAUUAAUCCACUGGCAGAAACCACAGACAAAAAAGUCAUUGCUGUUGAUGCUAAAAUAUCGUUUGAUGAUAAUGCCGAAUUUAGGCAGCAGGACAUAUUUGCCUUGGAAGAUGUGAGCGAAAAAGAUCCACGAGAAGUUGAUGCAUCUAAUUUUAAUUUAAAUUACAUUGGCAUGGAUGGAAAUAUUGGAUGCUUAGUAAAUGGUGCUGGCUUAGCUAUGGCGACUAUGGAUAUUAUCAAAUUAAAUGGAGGUACACCAGCAAAUUUCUUAGAUGUCGGAGGUAGCGUUAAAGAGGAACAGGUUUACCAGGCUUUCAGAAUUCUCACCGAGGAUCCCAAAGUCAAAGUGAUACUUGUCAACGUUUUUGGAGGCAUUGUAAAUUGUGCUACGAUAGCUAGAGGAAUAGUCUCAGCCUCCCGUAAUCUAGGCCUGAAAAUACCUCUAGUUGUAAGAUUGGCAGGUACAAAUGUGGAGGAAGCGAUGAAAAUUAUUGCGGAAUCAGGACUUCCGAUUCUCACAGCAAAUGAUUUGGAUGAGGCAGCUAAGAAAGCAGUCAGUGCUGUCAAGCAGUAAUUCAGUCAAAGUCAUGCUGCUGUCUUCAAUAAAAAAGACUGAAGAUAUCUUCGUUUGAGUAAUGGGUACGCAUACGAAAACAAUAAACAUACAAACAGUGACAUGCUAUAAAAGAUGACGUUAUCAAAUAAGAAAACUAUAUUUCACGUAUCUUAAAACCGCGGUAAAGCAUACGUGCAUAUAAAAUAUCCAAAGAACGUGAACUCUAAUUGACCCAGAACAAUUCCUUAUCUUAGACGAUAAUUAGACGCUUUUAAGUUAAUUAUAUAUUUCAUCGAUUUCUCAUCAGCUAUCAGUGACAGAAGAAACGCAUUAUCGUUAUCAAACUCAAUUUUAUUAACUAAUGAUUAUCGAGAUUGCGAGUGCAGUUACCUCCAAACUGAUUACACUCGUUUCUCAUGUUACAAAAACAUCAUGUUAUCAUUUGUGUAACUGUAGUGCUAAGUGUUAUAAAGUACUUUGGCAUUUUCUUUAAAUAAAUUUUUACAAAGGAAA
This is a messenger RNA of Cephus cinctus (wheat stem sawfly), 1987 nucleotides long. It is a transcript of the gene ScsbetaG, whose product is annotated as succinate--CoA ligase [GDP-forming] subunit beta, mitochondrial. Gene Ontology annotation, biological process: tricarboxylic acid cycle; succinyl-CoA metabolic process. The record is from RefSeq and is a predicted model, not a curated record. The transcript has 7 exons. Gene Ontology annotation, cellular component: mitochondrion; succinate-CoA ligase complex. Lineage: Eukaryota; Metazoa; Arthropoda; Insecta; Hymenoptera; Cephidae. The coding region runs from base 218 to 1492 and encodes 424 amino acids. Gene Ontology annotation, molecular function: succinate-CoA ligase (GDP-forming) activity; ATP binding.